AUGAAUGACGGCAACAAUUUGUCGGUCGGGGAAGCAUCGUCGCCGGCGCGAAAGGAGGAUGAAACGAAGGCCGUGGUGGAGGAGGAGUCAGAGAGCCCCUCGCUCUCGUUGGAUCAGAACGGGUCAGACGGCGAUAGGGGUAUGAAGCAGAAAUGGCAGGUGAAGGACGAGACCGAAUUGAACGAUCGCGAGCGGCACACAGCGGCGACGGCUCGCGGGACGGCGGCGCUGAAGACCAGUGGCGUGGCGGUAGCGGCGGCGGCAGAUCAGGUGCCGGCGGCGAAGCGCGAGUCGUACAUGGCCAUGAUGGCGGACCUCGUGACGCAGGUCGCCGCUGUGCUGCCGGACGCCACGCGGCGCGACAACGCACAGCUCGUCAAGCACGUGCGCGCUGCGCUAGAGCGCGCGGAGCCGCUGGUGGAGGCAUGGAAAAGCGCGCGGGCGUGGGGCGGCGAGGAGAAGGCGAUCGGGGUGAUCAAACUGCUGGAAUCCCUGAGGGCGCGCGCUCAGGAGUGGCGUAGCACGCUGACGCUGAUCGAACGGCUGAGAGGCGAGGUGGAUAAGAUGAAGACGAAGCUAAAAGCCGUGAGCAAGGAGCGCAACAAGCUGGACCUCGCUGCCGCCAAGGCGCUCCCUAAAGCGCUGCACUGCCUCAACCUCAGACUCGCCGUGGCGUAUGGCAGCAACGAGCACAUCAAGGAGGUCACAAGGGCGCGAGAGAGCAAGCAGGCGAGGAGGUUCGAGGACCCGUCGCUGUACCACUAUGCACUCUUCUCGGAUAACGUGCUCGCCGUGUCGGUCGUCGUCAACUCCACUAUGCAAAACGCCAAAAACCCAGAAAAGCAUGUGUUCCACGUGGUGACAGACGAGAUGAAUCUGCCAGCCAUGCGAGCGUGGUUCGCGCUGCACCCGCCAGGCAAGAUGGCUCUGGAGAUCAAGGCCGUGGAGCACUACUCGUUCCUCAACGCCUCCUACUGCCCCGUGCUGCAGCAACUGCAGGCAACAAGCCUCAAGGCCUUCUACUUCUCGCAGCAGGCAGCUGAAGACAAGAAGCACGUUUCUGGAGGGGCGUCCGCGGAGGCAACAGCAGGCCCAACGCAGCUAAAGUUCAAGAACCCCAAGUACCUCUCCAUGCUCAACCACCUGCGCUUCUACCUGCCCGAGAUGUACCCAACACUCAACCGAGUGGUGUUCCUGGACGACGAUAUCGUGGUGCAGAGGGACCUUGCGCCGCUCUUCACACUGCCCCUGCACGGCAACGUGAACAGCGCUGUGUUCACGUGUGUGGGCGACUUCCACCGCCUCUUCAAGUACCUCAACUUUUCACACCCCUACAUCAAGGAACACUUCGACCCCAACGCCUGUGGCUGGGCGUACGGCAUGAACGUGUUUGACCUGCAGGCCUGGCGGCUCCACAACCUCACUGCUGUCUACCACAAGUACCAGACCAUGAAUGCGGACCGGUCGCUGUGGCAGCUGGGGACGCUGCCCCCGGGGCUCAUGACGUUCUACAACCGCACGCAGGCGCUGGACGCGCACUGGCAUGUGCUGGGCCUGGGGUACAACAAGGACGUGCCCUUAGAGGACGUGCAGAAGGCCGCUGUUGUGCACUACAAUGGCAACUGGGUGAGAUGGGCUCUUAAUCUCGUGCCAUGA
This is a messenger RNA of Closterium sp. Naga37s-1, 1656 nucleotides long. NCBI's taxonomy places the organism in Eukaryota, Viridiplantae, Streptophyta, Zygnematophyceae, Desmidiales, Closteriaceae. The record is from the annotation of a GenBank genome assembly.